AUGGAGCCGUUUCAUCUUCUCAAGUCACUUGAAUGGAAACGCUCAGGUGAACCAUUCGUUUUGGCUUCUGACUCCAUCGGUCGAGGAGGCUUUUUGCAAACUACUCCACGGGUAUCCAUAACUGAGAACAUAAGGUCUGAGCUACUUGCUUCUUUUGGAAAUUUUAAAGAAGAAAUGAGUUCAGGAGAGGUUGGAGUAGUACUAAAACCUACUUUUGUAGUCAGAAUUGGUAAAAUUCUCUUUCAUGGGAAGAACUUUUCAGGCGGUGUAAGCAGGGAAGAUGCUGAAAUGGUUCUUGGUCGCGUUGGAAGAUCAUUUUGGACAAACCUUCCUGACUCUUACAUGGAAGCCAUUCUUGCUACAGUUAUUCCAAAAAUCAGAGUUGAUUCCCACCACACCAAAGAGUAUUACCAUGUGAAGGUAUAUGACAAUUGUAACCCGGAAUCAUCUAUUUCAAUCAAAUGCCGAGUUAUAUCAGGACGCCUUAAAAUACACAAGUUUGAGCUAAACCAGAAGAGGUGCCUAAGAGUGGAUGUAUCUUGCCUUGAUAAAGAUUUGGACCUGAGGUUGAUGUUAUCCACCAAGAGGGGACUGACGACUUCAGUGAAGGGGAUGCUGAGAAGUUCACUAGCUUAA
Papaver somniferum (opium poppy) is the source of this 636-nucleotide messenger RNA. RefSeq lists its product as uncharacterized. The transcript has a single exon. Lineage: Eukaryota; Viridiplantae; Streptophyta; Magnoliopsida; Ranunculales; Papaveraceae. Bases 1 to 636 code for a protein of 211 amino acids. The record is from RefSeq and is a predicted model, not a curated record.